CGGCUGCGGCCUGAAGAGACACAAGGGAAGUCGCUGUCGCCACAGUCGGAGUCUCCGCCGCCGCCGCCUCUUGGAACAGCUGGGACCCUCCGCCUCGCCUCCCGCGCCAUGCCGUCGGAGAAGACCUUCAAACAGCGCCGAACCUUCGAACAAAGAGUAGAAGAUGUCCGACUUAUCCGAGAGCAGCAUCCUACGAAAAUCCCAGUGAUAAUAGAACGGUACAAGGGUGAGAAGCAGCUUCCUGUACUGGACAAAACCAAGUUCCUUGUACCUGAUCACGUCAACAUGAGUGAGCUCAUCAAGAUCAUUAGGAGGCGCUUACAGCUCAACGCUAAUCAGGCGUUCUUCCUGUUAGUGAAUGGACACAGCAUGGUGAGUGUGUCCACGCCGAUCUCUGAAGUAUAUGAAAGUGAGAAGGACGAAGAUGGGUUCCUGUAUAUGGUAUAUGCCUCUCAGGAGACAUUUGGAAUCAAAGUGUCUGUGUAAGACUAGAAACAUGCAUCUGUUAUAAUAGAGUUUUUUUUAAGCCCUUACCAAGGAAAAAAAAGGGAUAUUACCAACUGAGAUUGAUCCGUUCAUCCAAUCACAGAUCAUCAAAACAGUAGUGCUCCUGCCUAGGAGAUGUAGGAAGUUGUUUUGUGCCGCAAGCAGAAAGAUGGAGCUCCGAACGAGCACAUUCAGCUUUGGAAAAACUAUUAUUUAACCUAGGCUGUUUUGUUUUCAAGUUUAGUAGAAGUUUAAAAAUAAAAUACUUUGCAUUCUAAGUUGCCAAUAAAAUAGAACUUCACGUUAUUUUAAUGUUCUUUCCCCUUGAGGAACUUGCAAUUUAAUUUAAGAAUUCAGAGAGAAAUUCUUUUCUAGGUUCACAGAACCGGCCAACCUUCUGUAGAAGGGUUUCUACUCAACUAGAGAACUCUCUUUAAGAGGAUCUUGGAAGCAUAAGUGGUCAAGCAUAGCCCCCUUCCUGCCCACCCCCGUUGGCCAUAAUAGUGGGCAAAAAGCAGGGAAAAUUGGGGUGUACAAGGAAACUCUGAAUUGCUUCUCAAGGUUCCUGACUCCUAGUGUAAGUGUGCCUGGAGGCCACACCCCUGCAGUGCUGGGUGGCGGGCGGGGAUUCGUUUGCUUCUCUAGACAGUAAAGCACCACUGCUCAGUAAGAACCUUGAAUAACUUAAAAUUUUGGUCUAGUUUCUGAAGGGGCCCAGGGAAGAAAAAUGUGACAUUUCUUUUGGUUUGUAUAUUCUCUGAGAGGUUAAACUGUCUGCUUUGGUAGAGAAACAAGCUGUUGGCGCAGUUUAGUUCGUUAGGACAGUGGUAGGAACCACAGAACACGGAGACUAAAGCAUGAAAAUUCAGAUGCGCUCCCUCUACCUUUUGGCCUAAAGCUGUAGAUGAUCCAUGUUUUAUGUUAAUUGUGUGACUGUUACUAGAAAGUUCCACAUUUUUAAGAGUAUCAGUUGUCACUGUAGGUGAGACAGCUGCCCCGGUUCCUCUGCUCUAAGUGCAUGUCGGUUGUGAAGAAAACAACAAAAGGAGACAUACACUCUUGAUGGAUAUUCAUAUCAAAAGUUAAACAUUUUCCGAGUUCAACUAGAAUAACCAGCGCUUCCUACUACCUGCAUGGGGCUAUUUACUAUUUUUGUGGGAGUAACACAAAAAGAUCACAAACCACGUUGGACUGUACGUGUAGCAAGGAGGUCAUGCUUCACCUUUGUGUAUUUAGACAUGUGUGGAAUACCUGUACCUGUUAGUGGAAGUUACUUAUUAAUGGGGGCGGGGAGCAAUAUUACUGCAUAUGGGCACUUGAGUCCCCGGCCUUCCGACUAUUCCUGCUGCAUGCAUCUGUCCACAUGGCUAACUUUUAAUAUGUGUAUUUUUACAUUAUGUGAAUUCUUAUCAGCCUGUCUUGUUUAGCUUGUACACAUCAUUAUACCUGACAUUCUUGUAACUCUGUGUGAUCAGUAAGAUUCCUACAAGAAAUUCAGCUUUCUAAAAAAAUGCCACAUGGGAAGGGCGACUUCUGUCCCCUGUUAGUGGGCGGUCACUAUAGGAUCUCUAAACCAAGUACAUUUUUAAUGAAUUAAGGUGAAUAAAGGCACAACUAAAAACCA
Messenger RNA from Hyaena hyaena (striped hyena), 2110 nucleotides. RefSeq names its product microtubule associated protein 1 light chain 3 beta (gene MAP1LC3B). Gene Ontology annotation, biological process: autophagosome assembly; cellular response to nitrogen starvation; autophagy of mitochondrion. The transcript has 4 exons. The coding region runs from base 109 to 486 and encodes 125 amino acids. The record is from RefSeq and is a predicted model, not a curated record. NCBI's taxonomy places the organism in Eukaryota, Metazoa, Chordata, Mammalia, Carnivora, Hyaenidae. Gene Ontology annotation, cellular component: autophagosome; autophagosome membrane; cytosol. Gene Ontology annotation, molecular function: ubiquitin protein ligase binding.